CGCAGUAGUCAGGCAGUCAUAAGCAGAGAGAAGAAGAACAAAGCAACUCUCGUGUGUCCGCAGUCAGCUUCAUCUUUGAAUGAAUUGUAUCAUUAAUGUAGCUCCUGACCCAUUAAUUUUGUUGUUUUGACAAGUGGACCUCUUCUGAUGGUGUAGCGUUGCCAAGCUUGCCCACCAGCAUGUCUGUUUCCGUUAUUAUAAAGUGGGGUGGACAGGAGUACUCCAUUAGCACACUGUCUGAGGAGGACACUGUGUUGGAUCUGAAACAGUCCAUUAAAUCUCUCACAGGAGUUCUCCCAGAACGACAGAAGCUCCUGGGAUUGAAAGUGAAAGGUAAACCAGCAUAUGAUGAUGUCAAACUGGGUGACUUGAAGUUGAAGCCCAAUACCAAAAUUAUGAUGAUGGGAACCAGAGAAGAAAGUCUGGAAGAUGUCUUGGCGCCUCCACCAGAAAAUGAUGAUGUGGUCAAUGACUUUGACAUUGAAGAGGAUGUAACUGAGGUUGAAAACAGAGAGGAGAAUUUGGCCAAGAUAGCUCGUCGGGUAAAAGACUAUAAAGUUGAGGAGUUAAAUCCCCCAAGACCUGGAAAAAGAUUGCUCGUUCUAGAUAUUGACUAUACGCUCUUUGGUGAGUCUUUAAAACCCAGACACAUGCUUCUGAUUAUAUAUAUAGCUAUGAGUAAAUCCAUCUAGCCCAGGCAUUCUAAAAUCCAACUGGACCAUGGUACAUCUGACAACGGUAGAACCAUUUUAUAAUUUCUACAGUUUAAAGUCAGCAGUGUGUCAACAUAACAGACCACAAGAACAAAACGCCCUUCAUUCAAGCCCUUAUAUGCUCUGUUCAUGUUAAUUUUCUCCCGUUAAAGAUGGAAAGUGCUACAAGAGUAAGAGCAACCAUUUUAAUAGCAGUAUCAAAAACCCUGUGAGCAGCAAAAUAGAUCAAUAACUAAAAGACUGCAGAAAUAGAGAAUGCCACAAAUACAAUUGUCUUUAUUUCAUACUCUGACCAUUCAAAUGAACCAGGUUUGUGACAAGACCGUUUUUGGUCUAUAUUCAGGGUUUCCACGGGGUCUUAAAAAGUCUUAAAUUGUACAAUAAAAUCUUAAUUUUGAUUUCAAGAGGUCUUAAA
Sinocyclocheilus grahami is the source of this 1128-nucleotide messenger RNA. Its product is annotated as ubiquitin-like domain-containing CTD phosphatase 1. Gene Ontology annotation, molecular function: protein serine/threonine phosphatase activity; protein binding. The record is from RefSeq and is a predicted model, not a curated record. NCBI's taxonomy places the organism in Eukaryota, Metazoa, Chordata, Actinopteri, Cypriniformes, Cyprinidae. The transcript has 6 exons. Gene Ontology annotation, biological process: regulation of proteasome assembly; protein dephosphorylation. The coding region runs from base 180 to 692 and encodes 170 amino acids. Gene Ontology annotation, cellular component: nucleus.